AGUUAUUGAGCUUUCAUGAGUACAUGUAGUUUUUGUGUUGUGAACUUUGUGGACUUGUAGUGAGCAGAAAUGUGAGUGUGCGUACAAGCGGCUAGUGUGCUGUAGCAGGUUAUAAUUUUCAAAUUUGACAAUGUCUCACCUUGAAAUUGUAGUUAUUUCUAAAACAUCACUUUCUUGCUAUUCUUUUUUCUUUGCUUCCAUUCAAGUUCUUUCUCUCUUCCAAUCCUUUUCUUUUUGUUCCUUCUUUCUUUCCUUCCUUUCUACAUUUGUUCUUGCCUCCAUUCUUUCCUUCCUUUCUACAUUUGUUCUUGCCUCCAUUCUUUCCUUCCUUUCUUUCACCAUUUCUUUCAUCCUGCCUUUCUUUUUUUUAUUCCUUUUUUUUCCAUUUGUUUUCAUUGCAUUCCUUCCCCUUUUCUUUUUGCUUUCCUUCCAUCUUUCCUUUUCAUUACUUUCAUCCUUUCCUUCCAUCCUUUUCUCCAAUUAUUUGAGUUAAGUUGAUAAGUCAUAAUGUUAUUUCAUUUUAUUUCAUUUCAGACUAGUCAUUAGUGAUGGAAGCAGAAGCUCAAGUGGUUGACCCUCCUUUUCAUCAGGGCGGUCUUUCAGAGGCAUCUUCUGAGAUCCAAACUGUACCCAGAACUGCAGCCGUAGUCAUCAAAGAAAAUGAGAGUCCAGUAAACGAUGCCAGUCAAAAGGUUGUAGGAGAAAUGGAGGGGAAACAUAAUUUGGUAAUUGCUCAAAGUUGUGAUGCAGAAUUUCCGCAAGCCUCAAAAGAUCAAGUUGAGUCAAGGAAUGAUAAACAAAAUGAAGGAACUGCUUCCGUGGAACAGAGUGGCAGUGAAAUGACUGAUGGAACUGGUGUUAUUGGUCAAAACUCUUCGGUCAUAUCAGAGACAUUAAUUGAUGCAGCGUUAACAUCAGAGCGAUUACCCAGCCAACCAGAGCAAGAUAUACAAAAAGAUACAAACAGUACUGUGAAAUGUGCAGGGUGUGGAAAGGUCUUUGGUCAACCUUGUGCACUUCCAAUGAGAGCUAACAGAGUGAUGCUCUCUCUGUGUGAUGACUGUGAGAACAUAACUUCUGCUAUGUUCAUUUGCAUCAGCUGUGGGCAAGAAUGUAGCAGUCUUGCUGCCCUUCGAGCACACAAACAAACACAUGUAGUUCCUGAGCAGCGCAUCUUUGUUUGUGAAAUGUGUGGUGUGGGUUUCCAGAGGCAGAAUACUCUAGAGGAACACAAAUGUGCAGUUCUUGCAAGCCAGCCAGAUAACAAGUCUGAUGAAAAAGCUACCAGUUUGCAGGAGCUUCAGGUACCCCUAAGCAAAGGUCGAUCAAGAAAACCCAGGGUAACAAAGAAAGUAAGGGUGGAAGCCAUUGUUAAAACAUUGUCCAAAAUGAGUCAGCAGACUGAAAAGAAAGUCCCUGUAGUAUCACAUGACAUAUCUCAGAAAAAAACACAACCUGUAAAGCAAGUUCAAUCGAAAAGGAAACAACAGGCCAGGGGUAGGAAGAAAACGAUAAGAAAGACUCCUUUGCCAGUACCUCCAACUAAAGCAACAUCAACUCUAAAGAAAAAAUUAUUAGUUGAUUUUCAACCUCCCUCAACAAGGAGGCCGAGAACUGUAAGGAAAGUCUUAACGGUACCAAAAGUGUUUGAAUGUGAGCAAUGCUCCGAAUUUUUCACAGAAAGGAAAGAGCUAAAAAAACAUAAGGCCAUGCAUAAAAAAGAAAUAUUUCAAUGUGAGACAUGCAAAAAAGAAUUUAAAUCAAAGCCUAGUCUUAAACGUCAUGAGCUUACACAUUCUGUAAGACCUACAACUGUUUGUGAUAUUUGUGAUAAGACAUUUCAGUCAAUUCAUACUUUGUUAACUCACAAAAAAACAGUUCAUGUUGAUGAGAAGCCUUAUGUGUGUGACAUCUGCCAUAAAGAUUUUAAGCAGUUGGGUAACAUGAAGACGCAUCGACGCACACAUACUGGGGAAAAGCCAUUUGUGUGUACUGAAUGUGGCCGGGCCUUCGCACAGAUGGGUAAUCUCCAGGCUCAUAUGGUCAUCCAUGCUGCGUCUAAACCCCAUGUUUGUGAGAUAUGUGGCAAGUCUUUUUCAUAUCUCCGCAGUCUACAGAACCAUAUGCGAGGCACUCACACAGGGGAGCGUCCCUUUGCAUGUGAAAUUUGUGAAAAAACUUUCUCCAACCAAAGCGUGCUUCGGGAUCACAGACGAACUCAUUCAGACAAAAGGGGCUACCUGUGUGACAAGUGUGGGAAAGGUUUCAAGAGUUAUAAGAAUCUGAAGCAGCAUGAGAAAUUCCACUUGGAUGUGCGUCCCUACAGCUGCCAGGUGUGUGGGAAGGGGUUUGUUUGGUUCAAAAGCUUUCAGCUCCACAAAAGAACACACACAGGUGAAAAGCCAUAUUCCUGUGAUCAAUGUGAUAAGGUUUUCUCCAACAUUGGAUCUCUUAAGUGCCAUAAACGGAAGCAUAUAUAUGAUGGUUCAGCUCCACCUCGUAAGGGUCGCCCCACUUCUAAAACCCAUCCUUCUAAUAUCAAAGGAUCCCCUCCUCCAUCUCCCCCUUCUGCCCCAAGCCAAAUGAUGGUCAUCCCACACCCUAGUCUUCACCCAAUUCCUACUAAUACUAGAGACCAUAUGAUUAACUCUAUCCAUCAUCAUGGAGAUGGAUCCUCUACUCCUACUACUACUACAAUUCAUCAUGCCAUCCCAACUCAUUCUCAAGCAUACAAUCAUGCUGUCUAUCCUCAAGCUCUUUGCUCUUUUGUCACAAAUUCUACUGGAGAUUUUACCAUUCUUUGAUAUUUCACUCAAUUCAUAUAACUAUACAUAUCACAAACAUUGUGCAUUGUAAUGCUAUACGGCGGGGUAUGUUGACUUUGGUCAUGAAGUGAAUUAAAGAUUCUUUCAGCAACUUCUUCAGAUUUCUAGAAUUUUGCUCAGUCUCUCUAAACUUGCCAUUUCAGUUCAAACAUCUUCAUGGUAUGAAUGUGUAUGACAAGAAUGAUGUGAAACAUGUAUUACUCAGUUUCCUUUUAACAUUUAUUUUUACACAAUUUCAACUCAAAUGAGGUUACUGCACACCUUUUCUACUUUGUAUAAAGCCAUUUUCAAGCGAUAAUUCACAGGCUAUUUGAUCUCAGUAGUUGUCUGCAAUCGCUAGAUUUACAAAGUAUAAGGAUUGAAAGUAAAUGCUAAGAGUGCCUUUGUUAAAGAAAAUGUGAAAAUGAACAAGAAAGAGGGGCUGAAUAUUCUCAAAGAUUAUAAAAACAAAAUAAAGAUUUCAUGACAUGUGCAUGUAUCACUACACUUUUGUUAGAAUGGACUGUUAGGUGAUACUGAUACUCCAAUAUAGUUGAAGUAAUUUACCUUUAUCAAAGCUUUAGACUGGCUUUAAUUGAACCAUAUGGGAUUUUGUUUUUAUGCCAUUAAUUAAAAAACGGUAGAUGCAUGUAAUUGAUUGACCUUUAAAGGGCAUAUCAGGUGUGAGUAAAUGAAUUUAUAUUUCUACAUACAAAGUACUACAGGAUGAGACUUGUGAACUCUGUACAUACGGUAGAAUAGGCAAAGUGUACAUAGAACACCUACAUGUAUUCCUUUUUAGGUACAUUUUAAUUACAGUCAAAUUGUUUGGGAUCACAGAAAUCUGAUAAACUUUUGGAGGAAAUGGCUUUGAAGAGAUGUAUAUGGAAGAAUAUUUGACACUUAAAUGCAAUUAUCUUGAAGGUCAAGUCCACCAUAGAUAAAAACAAAAAAGGAAGAUUUUAUUCAAUAAAGAAAAAUCAAAGAAUCACGCUGAAAAUUUCAUCAAAAUUGGAUGGAAAGUGAGAAAGUUAUGACAUUUUAAAGUUUCGCUUAUUUGUCACAAACAGUUAUAUGCACUUAGAGAGUCGAUGAUGUCCCUCAUUAUUUCUUUUGUUUUUCAUUGUUUGACUUAUACAAUAUUUCAAUUUUGAUAGAUUUAGCAAUAAAGACCAUCUUGUUUGAACCAUAGAAUUUUGAUAGAAUUGUAAUUUCACUUGCUCAGGGAGUGAAACUCAUACAAAUUUAUUUCACAUGUCAAUGAUGAGUAAAUUAGAAUAUUUCAUUUUACAUGUAAUGAAAUGCAAGAGAGAAUUGUGAUUGGAUUAUGUCAUUGGUCUCCUCAUUUGCAUACGGACAAGGAUGUGAAUAUAAUUGUUCUGUGAUAUUCUGUGAAAAUUAGAAAUGUCAUGACUUUCUUAUUUUACAUUCGACUUUUAUGAAACUUUCAGUGUUAUGCUUGUUUAAUUUUUCUCUUUUCUUCGAAACCAACUUUUUUAUAUGCCGUCUCAACGGGACGUAUUAUGGUAUCACGCUCGGUGUCCGACCAUCCGUUAACUUUUCCUUGUAAACGCGAUAACUUCAGUUUAACUUAACCUAGGGUCAUAUAAUUUGGUGUGUAUGAUACUAGCAUGGAUUCCAUGAAGCCUCAUGAUUUUGAGGUCAGAGGUCAAGGUCACUGACAUUUUCACCUUGCCCUUCUGCAGUCCUUGUAAAUGCGAUAACUGCAGUUUAACUUAACCUAGGCUCAUAUAAUUUGGUGUGUAUGAUACUAGCAUGAAUCCCAGGAAGCCUAUUGAUUUUGAGGUCAAAAGGUCAAGGUCACAGAGACAUAUUUCCAUCUUACCCUUCUGCAGUCCUUGUAAACAUGAUAAAUUCAGUUUAACUUAACCUAGGCUCAUAUAAUUUGGUGUGUAUGAUACUAGCAUGGAUCCCAGGAAUCCUCUUGAUUUUGAAGUCAAAAGGUCAAACUUCAAGGUCACACUGACAUGUUUUCAUCUUGCCCUUCUAAAGUCCUUGUAAACGCGAUAACUUUAGUUGAAAGCUUUAGUUUAAUGUAACCUAGGCUCAUAUAAUUUGGUGUGUAUGAUACUAGCAUAGAUCCUAGCAAUUCUAUUGAUUUGGAGGUCAGAAGGUCAAAGGUGAAGUCGCCAUCUUCCACUAUUCUUGCUUGACCAAUAGCUCCAUUUUCCGCGUUACAGACGGGCAUAUUAUGUGCUCGCCUUAGCGACACUCUUGUUAUUGGGGUGGACUUGCCCUUUAAGGAUACAGUGGUCACAUUUUGAGAGAAAGUUAGUCUCGCAAGUAACAAGAUUUUAUAGGAAGGAAGAUUUUAACAGAUCCUUCCCAUUCGCUCAUUAUUUAUUUGUUAUUGGUAUUUGGUAUGCAUAUUAUACAGUUGAGGCCAGAAGUUUACAUACACCCAGGAAAUUCAGAGAAAAGUUGACACUUGCCAAACAUCAAAAAAUUUACUGGAUCUUAAAAAAAAAUCUGUGCUAUCAUGACAAAUUUGAUAUCAAACAAAUGAAUAUGUCAUGCCCCUUCAUCACAUUGCUUUGUCAUCAGGAGCUAAAAAAUAUUUAGGUGUCAUUUUUCCCCAAAAAAUCUUCAUAUUUUAGACAAACUAAAAAUACAAACUUGACAAAAACAUUUCAUAUUUGUGCUGGUUACUUCUCAACACAAACAUUUCAGAUAACACUUUUUUGUUAAGUGGUGACAUAUCAUGAUAGAAAAUGUAAUAUAAAUGAUAGAGUUGACAUUUAUUUAUUUUUAUGAAACAAUGUUUGAAAAUAUAACAAACAAUAGAAUACAUUUGGCACAAAUAUUACUUUUUUUUCUUCAAAGAAAAUUCCACCUGAAAUAUACUAUAACCCCAACGGCAUCCCAAUCAUGUGAAAGCGUUCUUCCAUUUGAUACCAAACUCGUCAUGGUAGUAUUUUAUUUCUGGAUAUAUUGUAAAUUUUACGAUGUUUGGCAAGCGAACGAAUUUCACUAAAUUCCAUGUAAUGGGUGUAUGUAAAGAUUUGUCCUCAUCUGUACAUAUAUUGACCUGCCACACAGUCUGAAUGGGUCAAUUUACAAAUUUGAUAUUUGAUUUGCAAUAUCAUUUCAAAGCAAAUGAUCAAAGACGUAAUUACAGUAUGCAGAAGCUGUUUAAAUUGUAUCAAAACAUAAAUAUCUUGCAAGGUAAUAUUUUAUGAAAAGACGGAAGGUAAUUAUAGACAGAGAGAGGAUGAUGGAAUAUGGAAUAAGUAAAUUAAAGAUUAAAAAGUAAUAAAAAGAAGGAGAUGUGCUGCAAAACAUGUCGAAGUUGGUAUUGGGUUUAAAAUGCUUGAAAGUACUGAUUAUGUCAAAGUGAUGUUUUAUUUUUUUUCAAUGCAUAUCUGUUUGUUUAUUUUCUGUUCUAAAUAUAAAAUACAUGUACAGUAUAAGAGUUUUUUUUUUUGGUCAGAUUCGCUGUUCUACCUAUUGUGUUUAUGAUCAUGACUGAUAGUAUACAUGUGAAAUAAUAUUCCCAUGUUUCUUUGUACAAAACUUAGUGAGGCAAAGGUGUGCAACAAGUCAAAGGGCAAUUCAGCCUUAGUAAUAAUAUGAAUUUGAUUUUUAAAAAGCAAAAUUAUGCAAAAAAGUAAAUGUUGCAAGUUUAAUCUAAGAUAUCAGAAAUGAAACCUUAAAGUGUUGGUUAUUUAACAAAGAAAAGAUACAAGAUUGGGAUUAUGUAAUAUGAAAUUAUUAUUUCAUUUUUCUUAUAGUAUAUUGUGUUAAGUGGUCAUGGAACACUAUUUUUUGUGAGUAUUUGAACUGUACUUGUAAAUUACCUUUUGGGCCUACACUUCUGUAUUAUGUCUGAUAUUGUUGAAUGGCAUUUCAGGAGGCUAAUAUUGAAGUGAUUAGUACUAGUAUUAGUAUUAGUAAUGUGUUUAAUUAUAUUAACACUAUUCUUAAAAUAUUUUGGAUACAUUUUAUUCUGCUUGAAUACACACAAUAUAAAUAACUCAAUGUCCAACAAUUAUUGUAAUGUUUCCUUUACAGUGAUUUCACAUAAUGUUAAUAUAUAUUUGUGUAUAUUUGUACUUUCUUAUGUAUAUUAGAGCUUGUAUAUUUUUCAUUUCAGCAUUUUAGUUUGUAUGAUCUUGCCAUGUUGCAUUGGCUGUUCACCUGAAAUCAUGAGAUUUUUUUUUAGAAUCAUUGAUGAACUGUCUCGUUUCAAAAGGAAAAAAGAAAGAAAAUGAAAUAAAGCAAGUGAUUAGCAACUCAA
Messenger RNA from Lytechinus pictus (painted urchin), 7062 nucleotides. RefSeq names its product zinc finger protein 493-like. Lineage: Eukaryota; Metazoa; Echinodermata; Echinoidea; Temnopleuroida; Toxopneustidae. Gene Ontology annotation, cellular component: nucleus. The transcript has a single exon. The coding region runs from base 549 to 2804 and encodes 751 amino acids. Gene Ontology annotation, molecular function: DNA-binding transcription factor activity, RNA polymerase II-specific; RNA polymerase II transcription regulatory region sequence-specific DNA binding. The record is from RefSeq and is a predicted model, not a curated record. Gene Ontology annotation, biological process: regulation of transcription by RNA polymerase II.